Entrophospora sp. SA101 is the source of this 1635-nucleotide messenger RNA. NCBI's taxonomy places the organism in Eukaryota, Fungi, Glomeromycota, Glomeromycetes, Entrophosporales, Entrophosporaceae. The record is from the annotation of a GenBank genome assembly.
AUGUUUAUACCUCGAGUAAUUAAAAGACCAAGCGCUAUUCCUGUGAAUAAAAAUAAAAAAGCUAAAAUAAUUAAUACAGAAAAAGUAAAUUCUUCAAUGCCAACUACUGCCACCAUUACUAUUACCACAAGACCAUCGCCAAAAAAUACUUCAGAAGAAGAAGAAGAACCUGUUAAAGAAUUUAGUCAGCAACAACGUGACGCUUUAGUAGACGAACCAACUUGUAUUAUAUGUGGAAAAUAUGGCGAGUAUAUUUGUGAUGAAACAGAUCAUGAUGUCUGUAGUAAUACAAUACCAGCAGUUCAAUUACUUCAACUACAGUCAAAUUCAAACGUUUUUCAUUCACAGCUUACUGCAUACACUUCACAUUCACAAAUUAAUAAACUGUCCGAGGCUCAAAUAUCACAAAUAUUAACAAAAAAUAAAAUAAUCACGCACGGAAAAAAUGUUCCUCGUCCUAUACUAAGUUUUACACAUUGUGCCAUGCCACAAAAAUUAUUUGAAAAUGUUCAACAAGCGGGAUAUCUAAAUCCAACGCCAAUACAAAUGCAAGCCAUUCCAACUAUUUUGAGUGGGCGUGACGUGUUAGCAAGUGCUCAAACAGGAUCUGGAAAAACAUUAAGUUACUUAAUACCUGUAAUAGUACAUUCAUGGUCAUUAUCACAACUUCAUAAUAGUAAGAAUGGCCCAUAUGCUAUAAUUAUGGCACCGACAAGAGAAUUAUGUGCACAAAUAGAAGAAAAGGUAAAGGCUUUGGUAAAAGGCCUGAUGAAUAUGAAGACUGUUCUUUUAGUAGGCGGAUUGCCGAUGCCUAAUCAGAUACAUCGACUGAAACAAGGUGCUCAAAUAGCUGUUGCAACACCGGGAAGAUUGCUGGAUUUAUUAAAUCAUAUUAACAAUGAAGAUAUAUCAUUGUCAAUGAAUAAUGUUCAUGUUUUAGUGUUAGACGAAGUAGAUAUGAUGUUUAAAAUGGGAUUCGAGAAUCAAGUGAUGGAAAUAAUUGGUAAUAAAUUAACUUUGGAAUGUGGAAAACGCCAAACCCUCAUGUUUUCAGCUACCAUUCCAACAAACAUCGAGAUACUUGCAAAGUCAUUGUUGAAUGAUCAUAUUAGAAUCACAGUUGGGAACAUUGAUGAUAAUGAGAAUAGUGAGAUUAGCUCCAAAGAUAAUCGGCCCAAGAAUGCUUCAACUACAAAAGGCGUGAUAAGUAUACCAGUUAAACAAACAAUAUUAUGGGUGGAAAAUAAAUCAAAAAAGAAACAAUUAUUUUCGAUAUUGAAUGACCCAAAAUAUUAUCGUCCACCUAUUAUUAUAUUUGUAGAGUCAAAGAUGGGAGCGGAUUUAUUGUCAGGUGCGAUAGAAAAAAAAUGUUUUGCAAAAACAGCGAGUAUACACGGCGACAAACCACAGGAAGAAAGGAUUCAGAUAUUGAAUUCAUUUCUGGAAGGAGAAUAUGAAAUUAUAGUAUCAACUGGUGUCUUGAGCAGAGGGUUAGAUUUGCCUAAUGUUAAAAUGGUGGUGAACUUUGAUAUGGCAGUAUCAAUUGAUGAAUAUAUUCAUCAAUGUGGAAGAGCAGGUGGAUACACUCAAAAUCAUCAAAAUCCGGGUUGGGCAAUAACUUUUAUCAAUGAGUGA